This is a messenger RNA of Cyprinus carpio (common carp), 937 nucleotides long. RefSeq names its product arylformamidase. Gene Ontology annotation, molecular function: hydrolase activity. Lineage: Eukaryota; Metazoa; Chordata; Actinopteri; Cypriniformes; Cyprinidae. The record is from RefSeq and is a predicted model, not a curated record. The coding region runs from base 1 to 882 and encodes 293 amino acids. The transcript has 10 exons.
AUGUCCGCCGAUGACGUCAUCAGAGCCCGCGUGACCGCGCUCAGAUCAGUGACACUGAAAUCAGAAGUGUGUGUGUGUGUGUGUGUGUGUGUGUGUGUGUGUGUGUGUGUUUUGUAUGCAGGCACAGAGAAAGCUCGGUCCAUCACUCAGACUUUGCUGGACGUCCCGUACGGUGAUGGUGACGGAGAGAAGCUGGACGUUUAUGUUCCCAGCAGCUCUAGUCCAGACGUGCCGCUGCUCAUUUACUUUCACGGAGGAUACUGGCAGUUCCUCAGUAAGGACGAGUCGGGGUUUCUAGCCGUGCCAUUGGUCCAGAGGGGCGUGGUGGUGGUCGCCGUGGGUUACAGCAUCGCUCCCAAAGGGGAUAUGGAUCUGAUGGUGUCACAGGUGCGCAGGAGCCUGGUGUCUGUCAUUCAGCAGUAUUCACACAUCAGUGGUCUUUAUCUGUGCGGUCAUUCGGCAGGAGCUCAUCUGGCCGCGAUGGUUCUGUCCACCGACUGGACACAGUACAACAUAUCACCACAAAUCAAAGGUGCGUUUCUCGUCAGCGGCGUUUACGACCUGCAGCCCAUUCUGUCCACCUACGUGAACGAGCCGCUGAAGAUGACCGAGGAAGUGGCGAUUAGGAACAGCCCCAGUCACUUCCUGCCGCAGCUCACGCGCUCGUCCGCUUCCUGUGACAUCGUCGUCGCCGUCGCGCAGAACGACUCGCCCGAGUUUCGCAAGCAAUCGGAGGAAUAUUUCAAAGCUUUGGAAUCUGCCGGUCUUAAAGUCUCUUUUGAAGACGUUCCCAACACGGAUCACUUCAACAUUAUAGAGCAACUCGUCGAUGAAAAUUACCAUCUGACUAAGCUCCUUCUAAAGAUGAUGGGGAAAAGUUGACGAUCGCCAGAUUACCCAGAAUGCACUGCGCUGGAACAGACCUGUGAGUUGAGCU